Cariama cristata (Red-legged seriema) is the source of this 1368-nucleotide messenger RNA. RefSeq names its product dual specificity protein phosphatase 8-like. NCBI's taxonomy places the organism in Eukaryota, Metazoa, Chordata, Aves, Cariamiformes, Cariamidae. The record is from RefSeq and is a predicted model, not a curated record. Gene Ontology annotation, cellular component: nucleus; cytoplasm. The coding region runs from base 1 to 1368 and encodes 455 amino acids. Gene Ontology annotation, biological process: negative regulation of MAPK cascade; endoderm formation; protein dephosphorylation. The transcript is spliced from 5 exons. Gene Ontology annotation, molecular function: protein tyrosine/threonine phosphatase activity; MAP kinase tyrosine/serine/threonine phosphatase activity.
AUGAAGACCUGGAUCUGUUUUGUGCAGAUCGGUCCGCUGCCGGGUUCCCUGCGGAACAGCCCGGCUGGGUGGUCUUUGGCGAUGGGCACCUGCUGCACGCCACGGAUGGAGCUGCUGGAUCCCGGGCUAACGCCUGGUGCCUCUCUUCUUGCAGGAGGUUAUGAGCGCUUCUCCUCGGAGUACCCUGAAUUCUGUGCAAAAACCAAGUCCCUGAGCAAUGUGUCACCCCCCACCAGCGCCGAGCCCCUGGAUUUGGGCUGCAGUUCCUGUGGGACCCCCCUCCAUGACCAGGGUGGCCCUGUGGAAAUCCUUCCCUUCCUCUACCUUGGCAGCGCCUACCACGCCGCCCGGCGCGACAUGCUGGAUCCGCGGGGGCUCACCCCCCUUUUCUCCUCAGACUGCCCCAACCACUUCGAGGGGCACUACCAGUACAAGUGUAUCCCCGUGGAGGAUAACCACAAAGCUGACAUCAGCUCCUGGUUCAUGGAGGCAAUCGAGUACAUCGACUCGGUGAAGGAGUGUUGUGGCCGGGUCCUAGUCCACUGCCAGGCUGGUAUCUCCCGCUCGGCCACCAUCUGCUUGGCUUACCUGAUGAUGAAGCAGCGAGUCAAGCUGGAGGAGGCCUUUGAGUUUGUCAAGCAGCGCCGGAGCAUCAUCUCCCCUAACUUCAGUUUCAUGGGGCAGCUGCUGCAGUUCGAGUCGCAGGUGUUGGCCACCUCCUGCGCAGUGGAAGCUGUCAGCCCCUCAGGGACCCUGCGGGAGCGGGGCAAGGGCAAGCGGGAGCGGUGGCCCAGGGCUGACCGGUGGCCAACCUCGUCCCUGCCAGUGCCCGGGGAGGUGAUGCAGGAGCUGGCAGGCACCUGCGGGACGCCAGCUGAGCCCGGUCCUCUGGGGGAGAGCAAGCGCUGUGGCUGGGGGGCAGCUGGGAAGGGGAGAUGCAGUCCGAAAUGCCUCUUCUCUUGCCCCUGUGGAUCUCUGGGUCCUGCAAAACUUGGGUCCAAUUUCCUGCGGCUUAAAGAAGAGAAAGAAGGGGUGGGGGCUGCAGCCGGGGCUGCUCUCGAUGCCUCUGUCUGGUUGCCUCUCCACCCGUCCCACGGCUGCUCUUCGAAAAGGAGCAGGAUGGGACAUGGGUGGGCUGUAACAGAGGAGAGAACCAGCGGGGUGGAGGAUGUCGCCCAUCCAGCAUUUUCAACCCUCCUCCACCUCACAACUGGCCCUUCUCCACCUGAGCUGGGUCUCGCUCACCUGGGCCGAAGUGCUGCAGCUUUUGGUCCGAGCCGAGAAAAUGCCUCACCGUCAACCCACCGGGAGCCUUACUUCCCACCCCACCUCUCUCCUCCUCCCCCCCGUCCCAUCCAACACACAUGA